Messenger RNA from Penicillium atrosanguineum, 750 nucleotides. RefSeq lists its product as uncharacterized. Bases 1 to 750 code for a protein of 249 amino acids. NCBI's taxonomy places the organism in Eukaryota, Fungi, Ascomycota, Eurotiomycetes, Eurotiales, Aspergillaceae. The transcript is spliced from 4 exons. The record is from RefSeq and is a predicted model, not a curated record.
AUGCGCAAGAAAACUUUCACGGUGAAAGAGCAGGAACAAAAAAAGCAUUUCUACCCAGAGCUAUUCCGCUUUCGAGAGACUAGCUUCGCGGGCUUCCAUUACGACUGGUAUGAGAAAAAUACCUUUGACGAUACUCCUGAAGAGCGGGAAACCUUUUAUGAAAAAGUUUGGGGCGAGGGUGGUUUCAGGUACUGGGUUGCGUUCAAUCGGCCGAGUGUGGAUUUGGUUAACAUCAAACACAACCCGAUCAAGGAAUUCACUGAGACAGGUAUUACGCUUCAGGAUGGGACGCAUCAUGAGUUUGAUGUCAUUGCAGUGGCUACUGGAUUUGUCAUGACACAGCUCGGCCUACAAAGUAUCAACAACACCAAGCUCCAAGAAGAAUGGGCCACAGGGGCCAAAACAUACCUCGGCACGACAGUCUCCGGCUAUCCCAACAUGUUUCACAUUUACGGAGCCCACGGGCCAACCCUUCUGAAAAGAAACAAUAUCAAGUACAUCAACGCAAAGCCUGCUGCGGCCGAGUCUUGGAAAGAGAAGAUCUUGCAACAGACGGAGAUGUCCCUCUUCCCGACGACAAAUUCGACCUAUAUGGGAGGCAACGUUCCGGGCAAGAUCUAUGAGCCGGUUUGUUAUGCUGGUGGAAUUCCAGCCUAUAUUAGGGAGAUACGGGCUGCUCUUGAUACUAUGAAAGAGUUUGAGAUUGUUACGCAAGAACCACCCGAGGGAAGAGGUGACGCUCGGCUUUAG